This is a messenger RNA of Racocetra fulgida, 684 nucleotides long. NCBI's taxonomy places the organism in Eukaryota, Fungi, Glomeromycota, Glomeromycetes, Diversisporales, Gigasporaceae. The record is from the annotation of a GenBank genome assembly.
AUGAAGAAGUAUUUACAUUUUAUUCCAGGAGGUUGUGGUGGUGUCAAGAUCUUACGUGAAUUGAGUUCUUUGCUUUUUAAUAAUACAGCAGAUGAAACAGGUCUUUUAUCAGCUGGUAACGGUGAACGUUCUCUCGGUGGUUGUGGCGGUGGAGAUAGUGAACGUCGUCGUGUAGAAGCCGACGGAGGCGAUGAUGAUGUAUUUGGAAUGGUUGAUUUAAUUGGUAGUGGCGGUGGUCUUUUAUUUGUUGGCGGGGGUGAUGAUGAUGUAGAAUUAGUAGUUGCACGUGCCGGAGCUGGCGGUGGUACAGGUGAUGCUUUCGAUGUGCGAGAAGGCAGUGGUGGACCACGAUUUGGCAAUGCAGGUGGUGUUGUUGAAAUCGAAGUGUCUACAUUAGAUGCUAUGGUCUUAACAAGAUUCUUUGAAACAGUAUUUUUAUUUAAUGUAACAGGAGGAAUAACUAGGCUAGAUGCGCGAUUAUCACCACUCGGAGCCCUUGGACGUCCACCUGGUAAAGGAGGAGUUACCAUUUUCUUUAUCAGUUUCAACUACAUUAUUACGACUCUUCAAUUUUGGUACACCGCCUGCAAACAAGCCACCAAGGCCAACAGGCGUGGGCACAUUGGCACUGCCACCGUUGCCAGCAGACACAGAGCGGCCUUUAGCACUACUAGUUGUAACUGA